CCGACAUUCGCGGAUAAGUUACGCUUUCGGCGAUUUUGUCAGCGCAACAGGCAACGAUCACACUUCAAACAUUGAGCCACAUUCUUUCCUUGUUAAUUACAGGUUUGCAGCUCUUAUUUUGCCACUUGCACAUCGUAACAAAACUUCAAUCUUGAGAAUAUCCCAUACUUUGAUAUAUCUGCCAUGUUAUCAGCACUUUCCUAUGUGUGCGCGCUUGUUGGGACAAUCCCACUUGGUUUUGGUAUCAACGCGUUCAUACGCCCCGAACACGCACUUAGCUUCUUCAAUAACUCGUCAAUGCCAACUGAGAACCAUGAGCUUGUUUCAGCAUUAUUGAUGGUCUACGGUAUAAGAGACAUAUUCAUGGGCAUUUCAAUUUAUGCAACAGCAUUCUUUGGCAAUAGGAGGGCAAUGGGAUUGGUUAUGAUUGCAGGUUUUGCUUGCGCAAUGGUAGAUGGGUAUGCUUCAAAGACGUUCCUUGGAGGUGGGGAAUGGGAUCACUGGGGAUAUUCACCAAUGUUGGCCUUGCUUGGAGUGAUGGCCUUGAUUUAGGAUCACGGUGAUGAUUUCCAUGCGACUGUGGAGUACCGAAAAAAAAAAAACAAUGUAUAAUCAAUCAUAUUCUAUUGGUUUUGUAUUUUGUCGCAGCCUUUAAAAAUCACUGGAUUUCGAAAUCAG
This is a messenger RNA of Verruconis gallopava, 678 nucleotides long. RefSeq lists its product as uncharacterized. The transcript is spliced from 2 exons. Lineage: Eukaryota; Fungi; Ascomycota; Dothideomycetes; Venturiales; Sympoventuriaceae. The coding region runs from base 184 to 552 and encodes 122 amino acids. The record is from RefSeq and is a predicted model, not a curated record.